Messenger RNA from Neomonachus schauinslandi (Hawaiian monk seal), 966 nucleotides. RefSeq names its product olfactory receptor 10A5. NCBI's taxonomy places the organism in Eukaryota, Metazoa, Chordata, Mammalia, Carnivora, Phocidae. The coding region runs from base 16 to 966 and encodes 316 amino acids. Gene Ontology annotation, molecular function: olfactory receptor activity; G protein-coupled receptor activity. Gene Ontology annotation, biological process: G protein-coupled receptor signaling pathway. The record is from RefSeq and is a predicted model, not a curated record. The transcript has a single exon. Gene Ontology annotation, cellular component: membrane.
UUCAUUUCUAUAUCUAUGGCUAGAGGAAACUGGACAAGAGUUGAAGAGUUUAUCCUCAUGAGCUUCUCUUCCCUACCUACAGAAAUACAGUCAUUACUCUUCCUGACAUUUCUAAUCAUCUACCUGGUCACCCUGAUGGGAAACAGCCUCAUCAUUCUGGUUACUUUGGCUGACCCCAUGCUGCACAGUCCCAUGUACAUCUUCCUCAACUUGUCCUUCUUGGAGAUUGGCUUCAACCUAGUCAUUGUGCCCAAAAUGCUGGGGACCCUGCUGGCCUCGGACACAACCAUCUCCUUCCUUGGCUGUGCCACACAGAUGUAUUUCUCCUUUUUCUUUGGAGGUGCUGAAUGCUUCCUCCUGGCCACCAUGGCAUAUGACCGCUAUGUAGCCAUCUGCAGUCCCUUGCACUAUGCAGUCAUCAUGAACCAAAGGACAUGUGCCAAACUGGCUAUUGCCUCCUGGUUUCCAGGUUUUCCCGUAGCUACUGUGCAGACCACGUGGCUCUUCAGCUUUCCAUUCUGUGGCACCAACAAGGUGAAUCACUUCUUCUGUGACAGCCCACCUGUGCUGAGGCUGGUCUGUGCAGACACAGCACUGUUUGAGAUAUAUGCAAUUGUUGGAACCAUUCUGGUCAUCAUGAUACCCUGUUUGCUGAUCCUGUGUUCCUACACUCGCAUUGCUGCUACCGUCCUUAAGAUUCCAUCAGCUAAAGGGAAGCAUAAAGCCUUCUCUACCUGCUCCUCCCAUCUCCUUGUUGUCUCUCUGUUCUAUGUAUCUUUGAGCCUCAUCUACUUCUGGCCUAAAUCCAAUAAUUCUCCUGAGAGCAAAAAGCUGCUGUCAUUAUCCUACACUGUUGUGACUCCCAUGUUGAACCCCAUCAUUUAUAGCCUGAGAAAAAAUGAGGUGAAGAAUGCUCUUGGCCGGACCUUCCGCAAGGCUUUAGACCUUAGAAAUUGCAUCCCAUAG